Messenger RNA from Trichoderma breve, 3537 nucleotides. Its product is annotated as sec23-binding domain of sec16 domain-containing protein. Gene Ontology annotation, cellular component: COPII vesicle coat; endoplasmic reticulum exit site. The transcript has 6 exons. Gene Ontology annotation, molecular function: structural molecule activity; protein binding. The record is from RefSeq and is a predicted model, not a curated record. Gene Ontology annotation, biological process: endoplasmic reticulum organization; intracellular protein transport; COPII-coated vesicle cargo loading. The coding region runs from base 1 to 3537 and encodes 1178 amino acids. Lineage: Eukaryota; Fungi; Ascomycota; Sordariomycetes; Hypocreales; Hypocreaceae.
AUGGUGCGCCUACGAGAUAUUCCCCGGACGGCCACCUUUGCGUGGUCGCCCGGCUCCGGAAAGCCCCUGGUCGUCACCGGAACAAAAGCUGGUGCCGUCGACGCCGAUUUCUCUGACGAGAGCAAGCUAGAAAUAUGGGAUCUUUCACUCGACAACCAAGAGCAGGGCAUCGAACUCCAGCCCGUUGUCAGCAUCACCACAGACUCCAGGUUCUACGACAUUGCCUGGGGACCUGCCGACGCCGAUCAUCCCAAGGGCAUCAUUGCAGGUGCUCUGGAAAACGGCACACUCGAACUAUGGGACGCCGAGAAGCUCGAGACUGGAGCUUCCGACGCCUCCAUCUCCAAGACGACGAAGCACACCGGUGCCAUCAAGGCAAUCCAGUUUAGCCCCCUGAAGCCCCAGCUCCUGGCUACUGCCGGCGCCAAGGGCGAGUUGUUCAUCUACGACAUCGGCGACAUCGAAAACCCUUUCCGUCUGGGAAACGCAGCGGCCCGAUCCGAUGACAUCGAUUGCUUGGCCUGGAACCGCAAAGUUUCUCACAUUCUCGCCACUGGAGGGCCUGGUGGCUUCGUGACGGUCUGGGAUCUGAAGACGAAGAAGGCAUCUUUGACCCUGAACAACAACCGCAAAGCGGUCAGCGCCAUCGCCUGGGACCCAACUAACUCAACAAAGCUGCUCACGGCAACCGCUGAUGACAACACUCCCGUCAUCUUCUUAUGGAACUUGCGCAACUCUAAUGCCCCAGAAAAGACUCUCCAGGGACACGAGCAGGGUGUCUUGUCGCUCUCUUGGUGCCAACAGGAUCCUGACCUGCUGCUUUCAUCUGGCAAGGACAACAAGACGAUUGUGUGGAACCCAAACACCGCAGAGCGCUAUGGUGAAUUGCCCGAGGUUACCAACUGGACCUUCCAGACACGAUUCCACCCUCACAACCCCAACCUCUCAGCCACCGCAAGUUUCGACGGCAAAAUCACUAUUCAAACGCUUCAAAACACAAACCCCGAUAAGUCGCAAGCUGUCAACGAAAAGCCCCUGGAUGAUGAGGAGUUCUUCAGGGCUGCCCAGACCCAGCCUCAGGGAGCCUCUUGGUCAUUGGCCAAGGCACCCAAGUGGUUUGAGCGACCUAUUGGUGCUUCGUUUGGCUUUGGUGGUAAACUUGUUAUUUUUAGGGCUUCAACUCAGCCUGGCCAGGAGCGCUCGUCCAAGUUGGCAAUCUCACAGUUUUCUGCAGAUUCGGAUGUCUCCUCCGCCAUCGAAAAAUUCCAAGAGGCUCUUAACUCCAACGAUGUGGCCACCCUUUGCCAAGAGAAGAAAGACGAAGCCCACACCGACGAGGAGAAGGCAGACUGGACUGUUAUCGAGACGCUAGUCGGCGAAAACCCUCGUUCCAAAAUUGUUGAGCAUCUUGGCUUCAAACAAGAAGACCUAACAAACGGAGCAUCGACUGAUGCACCUGAGGGACAGGAGACGGAGGCGGCCACCAAAGAGGAGGAAUCUGUAGACGCAGAGGGCAAGUCCAGACGCCUGUCCAACAUGUUUGGUGAGGGCGAGGGCGAUGGUGAUGAUUUCCUUUCUGGUCUGACUGCCAAUAAGGGUGCCAAGACUGAUAAGCCUUUCCACCUCUUCAGUGACGGUGACACAUCUGUCGAGAAAGACAUCACAAGAGCUCUAAUGCUCGGCAAUUUUGCCAAGGCCACUGAUAUCUGCUUAAAGGAGAAUCGUAUUGCAGAUGCCUUCCUCAUUGCCAACUGUGGUGGUCAAGAACUCGUCGAAAAGGUCCAAUCUACCUAUCUCUCUCGCAAGAGUGAUACUCCCAGCUACCUGCGUCUCAUCAGCUCCGUUGUCGAAAAGAACCUAUGGGAUAUCGUAUACAACGCAGAUCUUGAGAAUUGGAAGGAGACCAUGGCUAUUGUCUGCACUUUCUCGGAUCCAACUGAAUUCCCAGAUCUUUGUGAGGCUCUGGGAGACCGGAUCAACGAGCAGGGCCAGCGCAAGGACGCCUCAUUCUGUUACCUUGUGGGUUCAAAACUCGAGAAGGUUGUUGCCAUCUGGGUGGAUGAGCUCAAUGAAUCAGAGCAAGCUGGAGUGAAGGAAGAAUCUGGCGGUUCUACUUUCUCAGUGCACACUCGGUCUCUGCAGAGCUUCAUCGAAAAGGUGACCGUCUUCCGCCAUGUCGCCAAAUUCCAGGACAAAGAGUUGGCACAGACAGCCGAUUGGAAGCUGGCGACUUUGUACGACAAGUACACUGAAUACGCAGAGAUCCUCUCUGGCCAGGGUAAAUUGGAAGUUGCUCAGAAAUAUCUGGACUUGCUGCCCGCCACUUAUCCUGCUGCCGAGCUGACCAGGAGCCGAGUGAAGCUGGCCACGCAAAAGAAGCCUGCCGCUGCACCAGUUUCAGCAGCUCGCCGAACGCCAUCAAUCCCUUCCGCAGGAAAGCAGCCAUCUGUGGUGGGCUACCAGCCUCCCCACCCUGCCCCUAUUCAAGCUCCUUACAAACCACCAGUUAACCCCUAUCAACCACAAGGCUAUCAACCCCAGGGAUACCAACCCCAAGGUUACCAGCCUCAGAAUCAGUUUGGAUUUACCGGAGCGCCAAUUGCACCACCACCUAUCAGCGGCCCCCCGAGGAACACGACACCAUCAGCAGGCCCUCCACCAUCAAAGGCCAAGAAUAUGGAGAACUGGAACGAUGUCCCUAUGGUGACGAAGGCUGCGCCGCGAAGGUCGACGCCCAGCGUAACGCCCAUUGCAUCGCCCUUCGGAGCUCAACAGGGCCAAGGGCUACCUCCCCCUCCUCCAUCAACAACGUCGCCUUAUGGGCCCGGUGCUAGGGCUAGUCCUCCUCCACCACCCAAGGGACCAGCUCCUCCUCGAGUGCAGUCCCCAUUGGCCGGACCGCCGGUAACUGGACCUCCUCGGACCUCUUCUGCGGCAGCCAACCAAUAUGCUCCGCCAACCCCCCUAGCCGGAGCUAUCCCAACUCAUGCGGCUCCUCCUGUUAUGCCACGCACAGCUUCGCCUUAUAACGCUCCUCCCGCCGGACCCCCGGUUUCCAAUAGGCCGCCGCCGCCUGCAAACCCUUAUGCGCCACCAGCUCAACAGCAACCGGCAGCACCCAGUCCAUAUGCCCCAUCCCCGUAUGCUCCCGCGCCUGGACAGCAGACCGCACCACCGCCAGCAGCAAAGUACCCUCCCGGUGAUCGGUCGCACAUCCCGGCUCACGCUCAGGCGCUCGUGGAUAUUCUGAGCCAAGACAUGCAGCGGGUAGCAUCCAAGGCACCUCCGACAUUUGCCCCUCAGGUUAAGGAUACGCAGAAGCGUCUGAACAUUUUGUUCGAUCACCUGAACAAUGAGGAGCUUGUCCAGCCGUCAACAAUUGAACAGCUAUCACAGCUAGCCGUCGCCAUUCAAACCAAGGACUACGCUACGGCCCAAAGGCUGCAGAUGGAGAUUAACCGGGAUAAGACUGAAGAAUGUGGUAACUGGAUGGUUGGAGUUAAGCGACUUAUCAGCAUGAGCAAGGCAACUCCUUGA